Messenger RNA from Aspergillus eucalypticola CBS 122712, 423 nucleotides. RefSeq lists its product as uncharacterized. Lineage: Eukaryota; Fungi; Ascomycota; Eurotiomycetes; Eurotiales; Aspergillaceae. The transcript is spliced from 4 exons. The record is from RefSeq and is a predicted model, not a curated record. Bases 1 to 423 code for a protein of 140 amino acids.
AUGUUCGACUGGUUCAAGUCUUCCAACAAGGAGCCUGCUACCCAGCAGCCCACCUGGAACCCCAACACCAUGACCAUGCAGCAGCCUUCCGCCCCGGAAGCUCCCGUUACCGAGCAGGUCGUCACCGGUCAACCCGGCCAGCAAGAGACGAUGCAGAUGGGCUUGCGUGGUGGUGGUGAGGGCGAGGAUGUUUGCUGUGGCGUCCUGGAGACUGAAGUGAUAGAAGAAUAUUUACAAUACCUGGUGGUCUCUACCAAGGAACGUUAUGGUUCAUUUGAUGCAUUGGCCCACACAGUGAAAGGCCAAGGCAAAGGAACACCUGCCAAGAUCGCAGUGGUUGCGGAUUUGUUGUCGAUCCCGUUGACCAAAAAGCUUAUCAAUAGCACUUCAUCAGAGGAACAUCGUACAGUUAGAAGGUUCUAA